Messenger RNA from Dunckerocampus dactyliophorus (ringed pipefish), 12879 nucleotides. It is a transcript of the gene arhgef40, whose product is annotated as Rho guanine nucleotide exchange factor (GEF) 40. The record is from RefSeq and is a predicted model, not a curated record. NCBI's taxonomy places the organism in Eukaryota, Metazoa, Chordata, Actinopteri, Syngnathiformes, Syngnathidae. Gene Ontology annotation, molecular function: guanyl-nucleotide exchange factor activity. The coding region runs from base 7043 to 12103 and encodes 1686 amino acids. The transcript has 26 exons.
CAUGUGUCAGUGCACAAUCACACCCCACUCCUUCCACUCAUAACAUCACUCUAAGUUCUAAUUAUUUUAAUGUUUCUCACAUGGUGUCCUCUCACUCCAGCCUUUUAAAUCUACUUUAUCCAGUGAAAUAUUUUUUUGGAACAAAUAUGACGCAAAUGAUUAGUUUCCCUUAAGUCCAAACAAAUCAAAUAUUAGGUAACCCCUACUCAAUGUUUUUUUAAAUAAAGAAAUACACAGUACUGUAUCUAUAAAGAUAUAAUCAAUUAAUAAACUUACAUGUUUUAUAAAAUGGGUUUGUAAUUUAUUGUAUCUUUUCUGGACUUCUUAACAGCUGAGUGACAUCAUAGUUCUCAGUGGUUUGCUGACCCACAAAAAUAAUGAGGUUCAUUAAAGAGGAGUCCAAACAAAUACAGUCAAACCUGUCUUAGCGGCCACCUUUAUAGAAGGGCCACCUUCCUAUAGCAGCCACUGAAAAAUCCCCCGCAGCAAAUUUACGUUAUAGACCCUGUGUAUAGCAGUCACCUGUCCAACGCGGCCACCCAUUUUGUCUCCCUUGGUCAAUAUCUGACUGCAUAUAGCAGCCAAAAUACCAACUCAAGUAGAAGCUUCAUGCACGAAAAAGUUUGGUUUUUCAAUCAAUGAAGCCGUCGUGUGUAGACUUUAAUUACUGAGUCCUAGCUCAGUCACAAUCAUUCACAAGAUCCACACAAACUGUCAGUUGUUCCACAUAAAAAAGCCGUCUUCUUUUGAGCUUGCUAUUUCCUGGUCAAACAUGUAACUUUAAGAGCAUUUGCACCAAAACAUUACCGCAAAUUAGGCUGGGAACAGGACGUGCUCCCAGCAACGCUACAAUAAAAAAAAAAAAACAUAUGCUAGCAUGCAUGCGGGAGAAAAACUGAGUUCGGUUGUACGUAAUUGAAGUAUUUUAGAAUGUACUCACGUUAUUUUUCAUCAAUCCUCAUCCACAAAUCCAUCAAAGUCCUCAUCUUCUGUAUUCGACACAAAAAAGCCGUCUUCUUUUCCGUUCGCUACUAGUCUGUUAACUUGUCAGUGUUAUUCAGCUCCGAAGCAAAGAAGGAAACUUAUACUGUUGCUUCUGCCACCUUUAUUUAUUGAACGCGGCCACCAGACAGCAGCUCAGAACACACACACACACACACAUCUCUCAGCAUUGUCUCUCCUUCCUGCUUGCCCACAAGGCAAAGGUUAAACAAGCCCCACUACAUAGCUGUCCAGGCAAUGCCUGUAAGAAGUGACACCGUUUAUUUCCUGGUGUGAGUCAUUGUGCACAAUGUGUGUCAAUACUGUAAUGCUGCUUGUUGUGGGGAAGGAGAGACUCACGUCACCGAUGCACUUUAAUGGCUUUAUUAACAGCGGAGAACACUACAGGACUUUACAUCCACGCCAACAUAAACACACUUCCCAACUCUCUCGAAACUCACAGCUAGCACUGAGCCUAGCUCUCCUGCUCGGGACGCCCACCGUCACUUCCCGUCACUUCCCGUCACUUCCCGAUGAACGAAAGCUGUAAUGACACUCAAUAAAUAUUAAAAACAAGCGUAAGACAUUACUAGCACAGCUUUGUUCUGUGGGUCGUGGAUAUAUUCUAUCAGUUAUUAUUAAGCCUCUAGCUUUCUUUUAGUAAGUAAAAACCUUGGCUAUGAUUGCACUACUUUGUCAUGUAGACCUACAAAGUACACUUGGAAGAACAAGAGGUGAAUAAAUGUAUUGCAACUGAUGUGAAACUGAUGAGGGGUAGGAUUAAAUAAGCUUUGCUUCUUCCUACUCCUUUUUGGACAUGCAAAAUUGUGAAUUGUACUAUGUGAUGUGCUGCUGUUUGACUCAUAUGCAUGUUCAGGAUGAAUUAAAACCAUGAACCAUGAUAAUAACAAGCAUAGUAGUGCUGUACAACUUUUAUCCGCAGUCCGCAGUGCCCUCUACUGGUCAACAUUAUUAUUAUUUUUUCCCUUUUUUUUCUUUUUUAUUCCUCUACUAGUCAACAUUCAAACUGGAUGCCAACCUGUUUAUAGAGGCCACCUGUCUAUAGCGGCCACUUUUGCAAACUCCCUCUAGUGGCCGCUAUAGACAAGUUUGACUGUACUGUAAAAAAGAAAUUAAUAUUUAUGCACAAAGGUACAAAACAGUGUGGGACAAAAGGGAAUUUGAGAGCAAACAAAAGCCACAAACCAACAAAAUAAGACAAAACAAAAUAGACAGGAGCUAGGGUAUGAAAUCGUGCGUGAGAGACAGGGUGCACUUAUUAGUGCAGACCUGCCAACAUGUUGGUACUCGGCAUCCAUUUUGACCCCUCAAUACGCUUGUAUGAUUAGCUGCAGUACUUUGUAUUGAAUAAGCUGUAUGUUAAGAGUUGGAUGACAUCAUAAAUGCGUUGUUACAGAUUGUUUGCCAGGCGAUAUCUGUCUAAAUCUGAAAGUCUGAAGUCCAUUUGUCUGUUGGUUAUGAAGUGAUGGUGUUGUUGUUUUGGUGAUUUUUCUAUCAAUAAAUAUUGUCCACAGAAACCAAGUUGUUUUUUUGUCUAUUUAAUUUUCAAAGCUUUGAAAAGGCACAAAUCAAGCAGAGGACCUACAAAGUUUCUGUCUACUGGAGAGUGCGAUGAGAAAAAGAAACCAGGCACCACCAGGAUAUACGCCUGGCUGGCCUACCCUGACCAACUGCAGGGACAGUGGAAUAGAUAUAGUGUCAGUCAUAUGAGGACUGUUACUUUAGACCAGUGGUUCUCAAUUAUUUUCUCUCAUGCCCCCCCCCCCAGUGGACAGAAAUGUUUUCACGCACGCCCUCCCCCUGAUUUCAAAUCCUAUUGAGAAACUGAUAUCUAUAUAUUUAUCUGUACUGUACAGACUGAACUCAAAACUGAAAAUAGGAAAAUGCAGCAAAAUACAAGCGUAUUCAAGAGUCAAUGUUGCAUGUUGAGUACAAUACAUUUGUACAUGUUAGCAGGUCUGCCCCACUAUUUGAGAAGCACUGCUUUAGACAAAACUUGUUAAAAAAAAAAAAGAUGACUAAAAUAUUGAUUUUGCUAUCACGACCCCCCAUAUACUAAAAUCUUGGAUAGAGAGGAUAGGUGGUUUGAAAGGGGAGUGAAGGAAGCCAUCUAUAGCCCCUUUUCCACCAAAUGGCCAGGAACCUUUACUUCCUGGAAUUGUAUUUUGGUCCUUUCAAGCAUUACCACAACUUCCUUCCUGGGCGCAUUGAUUUCACAUAGCAACAUAGAAACGAGUGCCUACACCUAGCAUUAACUUUUCCAAACUCAAAAAUAAAAACACAGCAGCAGUGGCAGGAGCUCCAUUAUGUAGCCUUACCUUUAGCCUGUAUGGAGCCUUACCUGUUCUCCUUGAUCUUCAUCAUCUUCUUCGGGUUGUUCUUCCCUUUAUGAGUGGUCUGAGGCUUGUGACAGCACGCGGCACUGACACUUUGCGGGUGAGUGUGUGGCAAGGUAUCGGUGCGGGCAGUGCGAAAUAGGUGGUUUACAUUGCUGCUGCAACCCGGAUAGGGGUGAGGUUUGAGGAGGUGAGUUUGGGGAUGCCAGCCAGUGCGGCAAGUGUACGUUGGUAAACCCUCAUUCCCUCUGCCUUAAGAGCUGCACUGAAAGCUAGGUUGACAGUCCUGGUUUUUGGCCCAACCGUCAGCACUCUCGUCUCCCAUUCCGAACGUCCUGUGUUCCAACCCUGGCGCGGGCAGUGUGAACCAGGCGGGUUACAAUGGCUUUGCAGAGUUGUGUACAGAUCCUUGCAACAUGGGGCUGUGCAUUAUCAUGCUGCAACAUGAGAUGAUGGUCCUGGAUUCAUUCACCUGUGUUCAUUGUCCAUAACAUAACCCCCUUGCCACCAUGGCCCACUCAAUCCACAACGUUGACAUCUGCAAACUGUUCACCACAUGACCGCCAUCUCCCCUGUACAGUGAAAACCAGGAUUCACCCCUGCAGAGAGCUUCUCUCCAAAGGGCCAGACUCCAUCGAAUGUGAGCAUUUGCCCACUCAAGUCAGUUAAAAUGGCAUACUGCACUCAGGUCGAGACCCUGAUGAGGAUGACAAGCAUGAAGAUGCGAUUUUUGACACUUUGUGCAGAAAUUCUUUGGUUUUUCAAAUUGAUUGUUGCAGCAGCUGUUUGGGUGACUGGUCUCAAGACAUCUUGGAGGUGAAGAUGCUGGGUGUGGAGGUCCUGAGCUGGUGUGGUUUCAUGUGGUCUGUAGUUGUGAGGCCGGUUGGAUGUAGAGCCAAAUUCUCACAUUUGGAGACUGCUUAUGACAAAUGAACAAUGUGGCCCAGGUCAGCUGGACCAGAUGGACAACUGUCCAUUGAGGAAGUCACCAUGAUAUUUCUUCUGAUACAUGGACCACAUAGUGCUUGAUAUGACAGCUAUGUGUGUCCUAUAUGAGGGCUUAUUCAACCUAAGGGGAGGUAGGAGGACCAGGAAGAAGGUCGGUGGCAGACACAGUUUCCAAGUCCUGAUUGGCCUGCUCCGUCUGGCAGUUGGUCUGAGGAUGAUGACCUGAAGACAGACUGACAGAAGCACCGAGCCCCUUAAAAAAAGCCUUCCAGACAUGGGACACGACCUGUGGGCCCCUGUCAGAAACCAAGUCCAAAAUUAGUGGAGCCGUGAGUGCUGAAUCGUGAAUGUGUGUGUAACCUUGGUCUUAUAAUGCUGACAUUCUUUGCACUUUCCCAUAUUUAAACCAAAGGGUUUAAAUAAUCAUUCUGUCAUUCUCUUUUCAUUCAUGUUUUUACAUACCAUAUGCCUGGUGGCCAACAAACCAGUCAAGGGUUCCCCUGGUUUUGUCGUCUAUCAAGUUUAUGUGCCCACCAAUGGAAGCAUGUUGUUUGUUGUCAAACAGUCUACCAUGGGCUACAGAAAACGUGCGCCAGCAAACAACGCACUGCGCUUUGUAGGCAGUAUGCAGGGCACUCUUUCUAGCCACAUAUUUUCCUUUUUUCAUUGGAAUCUGUAUUUUUGUAUCUUUUUCUUUUUUUUCCCCUCUAAGUAUUAAGGUUGCUUCUCGUAUAGGUGUACCGUUUUGGCCGUGUCCAAGAUCUGUGAAACACUGCCACCCCUUUUUUUGUUGUCGGUUUUUGUUUUCCGGUAUCUUUGCAAACUCUUGACCAACGAGAUGACCCGCUAAUACAGGACACUGUCCCGUUUAAAUAGUUAACAAUAAAUUUCCCAUACAGUGUAUCUUAACUUUCAUUAAAACAAACAAACAAAUGAAAAAAAACAAAGCAAACUGGUGCUACAGGUGACAAUGGUGACGGUAUGCAUGCUUGGGCCACAGCAAUCUGCGAGUACAGUGGUGUAGCACAUUGACAGUAGGCAUUUGCAUUAGAAAAUCUGAUCCUUUGUAUAUGUAUAUUGGGGCAAGCAGAGAGAAUAAAAAGUCUAAAAAGAUCGGGGAGGGGGAAAAAAGAGAGCUCGACAGUCAUAAAGCUGUGGCAAUGGUGGUGAUUGGGCUGUGUACCUGGUUCUGUUGACACAUAUAUACUACAUUUAAUUGAGUGAUAACAAAAGAUUAUUAAAAAAACAGCAACAUGAAUAAUAAUAAACACACAAACAAACUUGACAAGACCACCGGUAUGAAAUCAGAGGGCCAGCUUUGAGCUGGGUAAAAAGCUACUUGGCAAACAGGAAGUAAUACAGUCAUGGAAAAAAUGAUUAGACCACCCUUGUUUCUUCAGUUUAUUGAUCCAUUUUAAUGUCUGGUACAACUAAAGGUACAUUUGUUUGGUCAAAUAUAAUGAUGGUAAAAAAAAAUACUGUAUAGCUCAUAAUAGUUUAAUUUAAGAGCUGAUAUCUAGCAACUUCCAUGGAUUUCUUGAUAAUAACCAACAUAAGUUCUUACGUGAAGAAAUAUAGAAAUAUGCUCUCUAUUGUUCUCUGGUUUUACCAUAUCUAACUUAUUGUGUGGAGAUAUGGGGAAAUAACUAUAAAAGUACACUCCACUCACUAACUGUGCUACAAAAAAAGGUCAGUUUGGAUAAUAAAAUUUGCUGAUCUGGUAAACCUCCCAACAGCUAAAAUUAUGCAUAAAGCAAACAAUCUGCUACCCAACAAUGUUAUACAAUUCUUCUCAACAAGAGAGGAGAAAUAUUGAUAAACAAUGCACUAAAGUGAGCCAUUUCAAGAAACAGUACAAGCUGUUGAUGUUUACAAAGUACAAGGAAGAAGAGUCCUGAACCACUGUGUACAUACAAUGCUAUGUCUAACCACCCUUGCUAUUACUACUUAUUUCUCAUUUCUUAGGACUACUUGUUUGUGGUCAACAACAAACUAUGGUUCCGUCAACUAUUAACUUUUCAUCACUAUUUAUUAUAUAUGUAUUAUUUACUAUCGAUAUGUUACAUAAGUUAUCAAUAUAUCACAACCUUUUGUAACACCUUGUGAUACUGUCUUAUCAUGGUGUUUCAAUGUGGUUUCUAUUUCAACAUUGGUAAAUGGCACAUGUUGAAUACAGGAAGUGCACAAACAAAUGUAUUAGCAAUUGAUAUGAAACGGAAAGGGAGUAGGAUUAAAUAAGCUUUGCUUCUUCCUUCUACUACUACUACUACAUUUUGCACAUAUGGAACUAUGAAUUGUAACGUGGUGUAUUCCAAUGUAUGCAUGUUGAAAAUAAAAUUAACCCCUUACCUUGCACUGCUCCAACCACUAACCCCCACACCCAGUGAAAACACAUUGCUAUUGGCAAUGAAACUGCCUCACCCGUGUCUAUUCGUUUAGCUCCCUCUAGGGCCAAGAAUGGAAGGUUUGAGUGUAAAGAGAGACUGCAGCGUUCUUGUUGGAUGAAAAGUGGGGGAGGAGAGUUGGGAGGUUUGUGGGAGUGAGGAAUAUGCAGCUUGGACAUUCCUAGCCUGGGAAAUCCAGCAAUGAGUGUGCGGAGAAGGAGCCUGAGUCGCUCUGAGAGGGGAUGAUGUUGAUGAUGGCGGGGUAACAUGGGUGAUUAAAGGUUGAAGGGAACAAAGUGUGACUACGGAGAUGCCGAGAGGAAGUGAGUCCAGGAAGACAGCUGUGGAUUGAGUUUGAUUCCUGUCUCAGUCAUGGCAUCAGAGGCCAUGGAGGACUGCGUGCAGGGGGCGCUCUCGUCUCUUUACCCUCCCUUUGAAAGUACAGCACCUCCUCUCCUCUCACAGGUCUUCUCCGUGCUGGAGUCCACCUACCAGCACGACAGCCUGCGCUACCUCCUGGACUACUUUGUCCCUGCCAAACACCUCCUGCACAAGCUGCAGCAACAUGCCUGUUCUCAGUACCUGGGUUGCCUCUUCCUCCACUCCGGCUGGCCGUUGUGUCUUGGUGAGAAAGUGGUGGUCCAGCUCUCCACACUAGACUGGAGGCUCCUGCGCUGCAAUGACUUCUACCUGCAGGUGGUGCCCUUCUCCACACGCUGUCCCCGCCUUGCCCUGAAAUGUCUGGCCCCGGGGGGCCGCACUGUCCAGGAAAUCCUGGUGCCCGAGUCUCAACACCCCCUUGUGUUCACCAGUGAGUGGCUGCACUGCAUCAACAAAGAACGUGGCCACAAGAGGGAAGUUGGCGGCGGUCUUGACACCUGCUUGGUGAGCACUUGUGAUGGUGUGGUGCGCCUUCCAUGGAAAGAGGUGGUCUACCCCAAAUUCAUCCAUGACCCAUCUGAGGAACCUGGCCUGUCCCAACGACUACCCAGUGAGGGUGGGAGCAGCACUGGGGGGUGGGGUGGCUCUUCUUCCGGGGAGCUCGAUUCCUGGUCCUGGGAUGAGGAGGAAGAGAACGUCUUACCGCCGGAUGGGUUGGACUCAGAGGCUGUAAGGCCCCAGCGGAGGCGCAGUGAAGACGGGCUUGGGAGGACAGUGAGACACCCUGAACUGGAUGGUGACUAUGUGGAGCUGCUGGAGCCAAGAGGGGGGCCAGAUGGAGGUGUAGACCAAAGGCACAGGUACCUGGAGAUGCAUUCAAUAUGCAAAACCAAGACUUUGCCUCUUUGCAAGAGGGGUAGGGCCUUUAAAAUCCGGCGGGGAAAACUUGUGGGGUAUGGACGAAUGGAUGAAUUUGGCAGCUUUCGAGGGAUUUCCGGAACCAAAUUAGACUUAACCACCCGCAAGGAGCAUGUAGGACUGCCUCUGCCUCCACCAGGAAACACAGAAGCAAGACGGUCUUACUCCUCGUCUGCCCAGGAUGACGAUGAUGACGGUGAUAAAACAAAAAGAGACACUGAGGGAAGAUUUGAUGGCCCAUUUAGAGAGAGACGGCCUGGAGUUGGUGGCGAGCGAGAGAUGAAUGAGAUUACGCAGCCAUGCAAAGAAUUCCUUGACUCUGUUAACCCCAAAGUCGGACAUGUUAUAGAGGGAUGCUCGGACCAGGGCUCCCAUUCAGACUCUGUGUUUGAGGAUACAGAUAAACCACUUGGUGGAGAUAGCGAUGCGGCAACGCCAACAUCGGAUGCACCAGAUUUAUCAUUCACUGGAUUUGCAUCCUGUACCAUCACAGCUAAUGCUAACAAAGCACAGAAAACAAGGGAUGAAAGUAAAAAGAAUAAAGAGUCUUCAAAAGGAAAGGAAGUCAAAGCUUCAGGAUUCAGAGCUCCAAGGAGGAAGAGGAGAGGAAGGGGCGCCAAGGGACGGGCUAGGUCUGGUGGCCGUGCUGCUCAGAAGGGCUCCAAACUACAGGGAAAAGCUACCCCUCAUCCCAGCUUCACCUCCACCUGCUGUGGCUCAACCCACCAGCCUGUAACAGAGGAAUGCCUUUCGGAACCAUUGGGACACGCUAUAACAUCUGACGGAGAAUGCAUUUUGGCUAAUGUUGGCUCGGAGAACAGCAGUGCAGUGGCUGCAUCUCCAUCUUUGCCUGUUUGCAAAGGCCAGUCAGCCACCUUCAACCACUCCAAUGGCGAGGGGGCCUCAGGCAACAAACUCAACGGUGUCGCGUGUGAGGAGCAUCCUUUGCUUCGGGAACUGGAUGCAGAGCUCCUGGAGUCAGGACGGCUGAGGAUGAUGGGUACGGUGGACAGGUUGGGACGUGCGCUCAUCAUUGCAGAGACGGAUACGUCCAGGCAGGAUUCCAACAACGAGGAGAUGGCCCGGAUCCUGGCUUGCUACCACAGGAUAACGCGGCCUGAAGCCAAAGAAAAAGGUGUGACGGUGUUGAUGGAUAGCAGACGCCUGCUGCCAACUUCGCACUCUCUCUCUGCAAUAAGAUUAUUCCAGCGGCUGGUUCCUGAUGGUCUCGGUUCUUUGCUGAUUUUGGUGGAGGAAGAGCAGGAGACUGUAUCUUACAACCUGGAGGGAACAGAGGUCCACGUGGUGCGAGGAACGGGGGUCCUUCAGCAGUUUGUAGACAGGCAACAGCUGCCCACAGAGAUGGGGGGGGACUUCAGCCACUGCCACUCAGACUGGCUGUCCUUUAGACUGAGCUUGGAAAGCCUCACUGAGCGCUGCGAGAGCGCCCUCCUCCUGCUCGGAGAUGCACUGCAGUCAAUGGACACCGAGCCAAUGCUGACCAACAUCAAGGAUGUUCCUGCAAGCAUUGACAAGCACCGCCGCCUCAUGACAAGCGUUCUUGCUGAUCAGCACUUGACUGAGCUACAGAAAAAGGGCGGGGCCUGGCUGGCAGGAUUGACCAAUAGCGCAACUGGUCUUGCAAGAAAGUCGCCAGAUUGCAGGGCAGCGCUCGCGGCAACCUCCAAACUGUACGACAGCGUGGACGACGCUCUCCAUCGACUGGUGCAACUGUCCAACCAGAGGGGUCACAAACUGGACGCGCUGGGACGACUCGCCAGCCUGGUGGAUCAGCUGAAAAAGUGUGACCAGGAGAUUGAGCAAGUCCAGGCGCAGCUGGACGACUACAAGGAGCCUCCUCUUUCUCUCAGCAGGCUUUCGCUCAAGCAGCAGAAGUUCAAAACGUUCCGGGAAACAGCAAACGAGCUGCACAGUCGGACGUUGUCAGUGCUCAGUGAAUUGGAGACUUGGUCUGAGUUGGACUGGGUCGGCCUGAAUGACAUCCAGAUCCAACUUCCUCCGGUCAGGGAACGUCUGCGAGACAUGUCCCACUGUCUGUCCGACUGCUGGACCACGUUGGACAACACGCAGAGGCUGCUCUCCACUCUGACGGAGGCCACCCAGUGGUGCGAUGAAGUGUCCUCCACCUCCCCGUCUUCCUCCUCUCCCCUCUGCCCUCUGGCUUCCCUCCCUCCCAUUCCGCCGUCCCGCUUCCAGGAUGCCCAGUCGUUGGCCAUCGAGCUGGGUGGGGGGGCACUGCUGGAUCUCUGGACCCAGACGAUGGAGCGCUACCAGCGGACUGUAGCGCAAGUGAAACCACGCUUCCUCCAGUCUGAGCGAGCCCAAAAUCAUGGCCAGGUUAAGCCCAAGCCACCCACAGCAAGCCACCUGUGGGAUGUGUUGGGCCCAGAGGGAGAGGGGGACUGGGGACUGGGAGCUGGAGGAGGAGAGGUUGGUUUGCAGUCCUGGGGAUCGCUGGCAUCUCUAUUUAGGCCGCAGACUUGCUCUACACUGAAGAUUGGAGAUGAGAGAGGAAACAAAAAAGAGCCAGCAGGAGGGAAAUUCCUACAGAAUCUUCUAAAUCCAGCAAAGAAGAGUCCUACAGAAGUACCCCUUCCUCCCAAGCCCCCGAGGAAAAGACACCCCAGUUUUGACCUUCAGGCCCUCCUGGCCCCUCGCAGAGGUGCCACCACUCCAAAACCUGCCGAUUGCCAGACAGGUGGCGCGGUCCGUACCUCCCCCAUGUCUUGGCUGGGGCGACGGGCACUAGCGGACCCGGUCAUUAUCACCAGCAUGGCCACAGCCAUGCCAGGAUGGGGUGGCACCGCUGGAGCAGGAGGUGGGGUGUUGAUCAGAGGAGUGGAGGUCAGCAGCAAGGAGGUGGUGGACCACACUGGGUCUCCACGGCAACAUGUCCUGUUGGGCAGGACUGACAGGGAAAUGGGGACUGAACGGGCAGGAUCGACGGCCCAGAGCAAGCUUUACCUGCUCUGGUGCAGGAUGCUGAGCAGCGAGCGACAGUACAUGGCCGUCCUCAGGGGGGUAGAGGAGACCUACCUUCCCCUGCUGGAUCUCUCAGACACGCCGGCCUCCAUCAAGGGGAAAGCGGAUGUCCUCUUCCCCAACUGGGCCGGCCUGAGCAGCUUUCACUCGCAGUACCUGCUCCCCGCCAUGGAGGACGCUCUCGUGCAAAGCUUGUUGCAACAGGACUGUUUCAAUAAAUAUCGGGAGCAGUUUCUGCAGUAUUCCCAGUACAUCCGGACCAAACCUGAACUGGACUCCACGCUGGUCACACAAGCUGCUGACUUUUUUAAAUCCAAACUCCCUGCCGCCUCCCCCCUCUCGCCUCUGUCCUUCCCUCACUGCUUGCAGGCCCCCACUCAAAGACUGGAGCAGUACUGCGAGGCCCUCGAGGAGCUGGGAGGUAUCAACCCGGCCUCAGACUCAGCCCUUUCUAUCCUGAGGCAUGCCCAACGGCACGGCGAGGACCUCAGGGCCAGUGACCUCAUCGUCGGGUGUCCAAUUACCAUAGCAGAGCGCGGCGAAUUGGUGCGUCAGGGUGAGCUGAUGGUGUGUGGCGGCACCCGCAGGAAGCGCGUUGGCGUGAGGAGGGUCUUCCUGUACCAGCAUGCAAUCAUCUUCACCAAACACAAGAGCGCCGGGCCGGGACGCUGCGCCUACAGCUACAAACACUGCAUGAAGACGGCAGACAUGGGCCUGACGCAGAGUGUGGGCGAGGAGGGCGUCAAGUUUGAAGUUUGGGUACGACAGGCUCCCCGCCUUCGGGACUGCGUCACACUGCAGGCUCGGGACGGAGAUGAGCGCAAGAUGUGGACCCAGGACAUCGCUCACCUGGUGUGGACGCAUGCCAUCAACAACACAGAGUUGUGUCUGAAGGAGUCACUGUGUGUGGGCGUGUCUAGCAAGCUGCUGCUGGAUGCCAGCGGAAGUCAAACAUCGCCAGAGUUGGACUCUGCCUGCAGCCUCAGUGACAGAGUGCACAGCAGCUGCUCCGACUCCUCCUCCAUCGGGAGCCACAAGGAAGGGGGGUCCCCGGGGUCAGGGAGAGACCCCAGGAGGAGCUCUGGAUCGACAGGCUGCUCUCAGAGUCAGUCACCCUCUACUGCAGUGUAGCUGUAAAUACACGAUGAGUAAGUACUGGAACUGGUACUUUGGUUACUUACUCAAGUGGCAGCUGGGGAGAAAAAGCAUUAAAUGUCAAGAACAAAUGUUUACAUGUUACAUUCCCUCCGAAAGUGGACACACAAGCUAAACUGGACUGAAAGGAAAACCUUUUUGCAACUCAGAAGUUCCCCCCCUUGCUGUCUGUGGUCUAUGAUAUGAAGAAAAGCUACAUCUCGCCUAUUAAAGCGUGACAAGUGCCAGCGGUGUCUCGGCGGGCCGCCAUCUUGGAUAUGCCAAUCUGCAUGGCUGGCAGAGUCAAUGACACCAACUUGAUUCGCACAAAGCGGCCAUUGUGUGACCCGCUGCGCCCCCACCAGGCCAAACAAACCACUCACUCUGAACUGCCUGCAUCACAUGACCCAGGCAUCUGACAGUAAACAGGAAGCGGUGUGCAGCGCCAUCCAUCCAUACCUUAAGGUCACGCCGAGUGACUGUCCAGGUGUAACUGUAUACACAUGCACUCAUUUGCCUUGUCAUGAGACGUAUGAUGUAAAGUGACCUGAUGUAAUAGUAUGUUCAUAUAUUCUGCAUGCCAAAGGCAAGUACAUUUUGUGUAUGUGCCUCCAUGUGAUGGAGACUUUGUUUAAUAUUAUUUUAGAUGUAACUGCAUAGAUUGUCUCCUUCAGGAUGCUUCAUUCUUGUACGGCAUUGCAAGCCACUUUACUCGGUUUACAGGACGGAACGUUGGAGCAAUCAUCUCCUUGUUUAAUAAAAACUGGACGCAA